Messenger RNA from Aspergillus luchuensis, 813 nucleotides. RefSeq lists its product as uncharacterized. Lineage: Eukaryota; Fungi; Ascomycota; Eurotiomycetes; Eurotiales; Aspergillaceae. The coding region runs from base 1 to 813 and encodes 270 amino acids. The record is from RefSeq and is a predicted model, not a curated record. The transcript has a single exon. Gene Ontology annotation, molecular function: catalytic activity.
AUGGCCUCGGAAGUGCUGCCACAGGACUUCAAAAUCAUAUCGUCUCUACGCUACGAUCCUGCUCUUUCAACGAUAGGCAAGCGGGCAGCGACUAGAACAACACCCGAUCCAUUGACCACACCGUAUUAUCUCCUCCCUUACCAUCAAGAACGCCUUCGAAAUGCAGCGGCAUGUUUCAGCUGGGGAAAGGCUCUCGCCUUCCUGAAUCAAGACACGAAUCAGUUCGUCGAGUUUCUUAACACCUUCAUUCCGGACAACACCAAGCCAUGGCGCCUCCGAAUUCUCCUCGAUAGCACGGGCACUUGCGAGGUUGAGGUCAACCCGACGACGUCCAUGAAUCCGCUAAAUUAUCUAACUCCAACCGAAACGAACCUUCAGUCCACUGCCUGGCGUGUAUACAUCGAUUCCGAACGCAUAUCCCCAUCCGUUUUCACCACACACAAGACUACGGCUCGCGACUUCUACACAGCUGCACGACUCCGAUCGGGAAUAGUUUCUUUUGUAGAGCCUGCGGAAGUUCUUCUGGUAAACCCGGCGGGUGAGAUCAUGGAAGGAAGCAUUACAACACCAUACUUCAGGCGACGAGAUACGACGGAUGGGGAGGGAAAGCCAGCUUGGAUUACACCGCCGCUUUCCAGCGGUGGCAAUGCCGGUACAACGAGGCAAUAUGCUUUAGCACAGGGAUUCUGCGCUGAGGAUACAAUUGCAGCUACUGACCUAGUGGAUGGCGAGGAGUGCUGGCUCAGCAAUGGUGUCCGAGGUUUCAUCCGCGGUCAGAUUGUACUAGGAGGAAUCGACGAGCCACAUGCCUAA